AUGUCUGCCGCUUCCCUGCCACCCACCCAAUUCGCCUUCCGUUCCGCCUCAGGAAUCGGUCUCUCCGAGGGAGCUCCUGCUUUCGGAGCCCCUGCUGGUUUCGAAAAGCAAACAGGCAACAUUCGUGUGCUCCAGUACAGCAAGAACGGCCAGUACCUUGCCUGGGCCACCCCCGAAUGUGUCAAGGUGAUGGACGCUCAGUCGUUGGAGGUCAUCCAGGAGAUCACUGUCAAGGACAUUAUCGAGAUCGACUUUUCUCCCAAGGGAACUUUCCUUUCGACCUGGAUGCGACAGAUCAAGACUGAGGAUGGCGCGCACAAGAACAUGUCAAUCUAUGAGGUCAAGACUGGUCAGGAGUUGACCUCAUUCUCUCAAAAGUCGCAGAACAACUGGAAUGUUCAGUGGACUGAUGAUGAGGCUUACUGCGCCAGGAUGGUCUCAAACGAGGUUCACUUCUGGGAACCCAAGAACUUGACCAAGACCCCCUUCACAAAGCUGCGUCAGGAGGGAAUGUCCCAGUUCUCGCUCUCGCCAGGAAGGAGUACCUCGGUCGCCGUCUUUUUCGGUGAGCGCAAGGGAGCUCCAGCCAUGGUCCGCAUCUACUCGAUCACCAACUUCACUGUCCCACUGGCCAGCAAGUCGUUCUUCAAGGCCGAUCGCGUUCAGAUGAUCUGGAAUCAGCUUGGCACCAACGUCCUUGUCUGGGCCACCACCGACCACGACAAGACUGGAAAGUCGUACUACGGAGAGACCAACCUGUACUACUUGGCUGUUGCUGGCAACUUUGACUGCAGAGUCCCUAUCGAUGGCUUGAUUCACGAUGUCGCCUGGGCCCCCGCUUCCAAGGACUUUGUUGUCAUUCACGGACAGAUGCCCAACCCCAAGACGACUCUUUUCGACCACCGCGCCAACGCAGUUCACGAGUUUGGACGGGAUGCUCGCAACACCAUCAAGUGGAACCCUUGCGGACGAAUUUUGGUUUUGGCAGGAUUCGGUAACUUGGCCGGCAUCAUGGACUUCUGGGAUCGCAAGACUCUCAAGAAGAUUGCCAGUGUCUCUGCCCGCGACACCACCGCCUGCGAGUGGUCUCCCGACAACCGCCACAUUUUGACCGCCACCCUUAGCCCCCGUCUCCGUGUCGACAACGGUUACAAGAUCUGGCACUACACCGGUACUUUGGUUCACACCGCGGAGUUGAACGAGCUGUACCAGGUCAGCUGGAGACCCGCUGCCCCUGAGCUCUAUGCCAUCCGCUCUGCAUUGUCUCCUGCCCCCAAGCCCGCCGCCAACUCGGCCGUUGCAGCUGCUAACCCUGCUCCUGUCCGCGCAAUGGGCGCCUACAGACCUCCUCAGGCCCGUGGUACCCCUGCUCCUUCACUCUUCACUGAUGCUUCCGCCAACAACACAUCCGCAUCUGCCGCCGCUAAUGCUGCUGCUGAGGCCAACCUGUCCAAGGCUGCGUUGAAGAACAAGAAGAAACGCGAGAAUGCCAAGAAGAACAAGGAUAGCGAGGAUGGAGCACCAGCAUCUACUCCAGCAGCACCUACUGCAGGAUCAGGCGCCAACUCACCAGCCCGCUCUAAUACCCCAAGGCCCAACUCGAAUAACAGCAGUAACAACAACAACAACAGCAACAGCAACAACAACAGCAACAGCAACAACAACAAGAGCAAGCCCCAGAACGGAGCCCUCUUGCCAGCGACUACGACCUUGGCUAGCAGUCAGAUGACAGAGACUGAGAAGAAGAUCCGCAACGUUACGAAAAAGCUGAAGCAGAUUCACGAGCUCAAGGAGAAGCAGGCUGCAGGAGAGACGCUCGAGUUGACACAGCUCCAGAAGAUCACUGCCGAGGCAACCCUUUUGAAGGAGCUGGAAGCUCUGAAAGUUUAA
Linnemannia hyalina is the source of this 1890-nucleotide messenger RNA. The record is from the annotation of a GenBank genome assembly. NCBI's taxonomy places the organism in Eukaryota, Fungi, Mortierellomycota, Mortierellomycetes, Mortierellales, Mortierellaceae.